This is a messenger RNA of Desarmillaria tabescens, 713 nucleotides long. RefSeq lists its product as uncharacterized. Bases 405 to 674 code for a protein of 89 amino acids. The transcript has 2 exons. The record is from RefSeq and is a predicted model, not a curated record. Lineage: Eukaryota; Fungi; Basidiomycota; Agaricomycetes; Agaricales; Physalacriaceae.
UGAGCGUCGAGGUAGCUUGUGCAGUUCCGAGUCCUGUGUAUACAGAAUUCGGCCCAUGAAACCUGAGCUUUCAUUUCUGGCUGUGCUUUUUGCUUACUCUCGGAGGUUUCAAUUCUCCCGUUCCCCCCCCCCUCUUCCGGCUAACACGUGACCUUCUAUUACUCAUUUUUCUUACGGUUUCUACCGUUCUGAGUCCCCGAUGCCAUAUGUUUCUUUGCUGUAAUAUCUCCGCACCCUCAUUUUUUUCCGUCUAUGCGUUUCAAUUCGAUGCCAUUUUGCCUACGACUAAGUGCAUUUUUAUUCAUAUGUUAACAUGUGAUCCCCUGCCUUAGUAGGCUGUUCGUCCUCUGUUCAUCGGCUGCACCUCUUGCUUUCAUCCCCGCCUUGUCGGUCCGUGCGUUCUUAUGCAUCGACCUGGCUCUCUCCUACUCUCAUUUCAGCUUUUCCUUAUUGCGGUAUGUCCUACCAGACCCGGUGUCGCAGUUUUUCGGUUACCCUCUUCCCUAAUACGGACUCUUUAUUGGAACUUUCGCAUUCGUCGGACUUUCCAUUGGACCCUUCACAUUCGGACGAAUUUCUAUCUACUACAUGGACACCUUUUCUUUUGCUUUCUCCACUCAUGUACUGUAUUUACCGGCUCAGACACACGACGCGCUGAAAAUCGGAUGUUUUAGGCCCCUGGAGACGUUUCCAGGGGGUGCUUUUGGCUACCA